Gilbertella persicaria is the source of this 663-nucleotide messenger RNA. RefSeq lists its product as uncharacterized. Gene Ontology annotation, cellular component: mitochondrion. Gene Ontology annotation, molecular function: zinc ion binding; oxidoreductase activity. The transcript is spliced from 2 exons. Lineage: Eukaryota; Fungi; Mucoromycota; Mucoromycetes; Mucorales; Choanephoraceae. The record is from RefSeq and is a predicted model, not a curated record. Bases 1 to 663 code for a protein of 220 amino acids.
AUGAAAGCUUAUAUUGUCGAAAAAUGGCUCAAGGGCCCCGAAGAACUUGUUAUCAAGGAUGUGCCAUUACCUAACGAACCCAAGCAAGGUGAGCUACAAAUACAAGUCAAAUCUGCUGGUUUAAACUUUUUCGACACGUUAAUGAUUCAAGGCAAAUAUCAAAUCAAACCACCUUUCCCCUUUGUUCCCGGAGGUGAAUUCAGUGGUAUUGUGCUCAAGUCAACUGUGCCUAAAUUUAAAGCUGGUGACCGAGUAUUUGGAUCUGGUUAUUCAUUUGCAGAGGUGAUCAAUGUACCUGCUCUUAACGUGCUUCACAUGCCUAAGAACUUUAGUUUUCAACAAGCUGCUGGUCUCUACGUGACUUACCCUACUAGUUACGCUGCACUUGUUUUGCGCGCUAAAUUAAAGCAAGGAGAAUAUUGUUUAGUCCAUGCUGCUGCUGGUGGUGUUGGUAUUGCUGCUGUUCAAAUAGCCAAGGCAUUAGGUGCUAAAGUCAUUGCAACUGCUGGUUCAGCUGAAAAACUUGAGAUGGCAAAGCGAUUUGGUGCUGAUUUUGCUAUUAAUUAUCGCGAUAAAGAUUGGACUGAACAAGUCAAGAAAGUAACUCAAGGCCACGGUGCUGAUGUAGUCUAUGAUCCUGUUGGUUUAGUGGAAGCAAGGUAA